Symbiodinium necroappetens is the source of this 459-nucleotide messenger RNA. NCBI's taxonomy places the organism in Eukaryota, Dinophyceae, Suessiales, Symbiodiniaceae. The record is from the annotation of a GenBank genome assembly.
AUGUUUCUCAUAUCAGCACUUUGCACACUGCUUGCCUGCGCGAGUUUGCCAGCUGCUGCAGCGACCGUGCUCCCGCGGCGAAAGCAGUAUGCAGCGCCGUCGUGCUCUGGCCGAGUCACUGGUCACAGCUUCACCUCCAACUUUGAAUGUGUACCUCCAAACAAUUUCAUGGGCACUCACUGGGUGAAGGCCUUUUGCAACGAGGUUGGCGGCAAUGUCACGUUUGAGCAGUACGAGGGAGCGCACUGCACUGGUGAAGUGCUGGCCAAUGAGACGUUUCCCUCGGCUUGCGCUUCAUGCGAUGAUCCAGGUUACCAGUGCUACGGUGGCGGUCUGAGAACUGUCUCCAUCUCCUGCAUAAGUUCUGGCCUUUCCAGUAGAGGCUCUGCCGGUGUGUCGAUGUCAAUGAUUCUGCUUUCCCUCGUAGAGGCUUUCAGACUCGUCUGUGAUCAUGUAUAG